Molecule: messenger RNA, 3496 nt
Organism: Marmota flaviventris (yellow-bellied marmot)
Lineage: Eukaryota; Metazoa; Chordata; Mammalia; Rodentia; Sciuridae
Gene: Stk39
Product: serine/threonine kinase 39
Biological process (GO): peptidyl-threonine phosphorylation; positive regulation of T cell chemotaxis; negative regulation of potassium ion transmembrane transporter activity
Cellular component (GO): cytoplasm; cytosol
Molecular function (GO): protein serine/threonine kinase activity; ATP binding
Source: RefSeq, a predicted model, not a curated record
GAAGGGAGAGGACCGCAGGCCGCGAAAGCACACAUAAAGCAGCCUUGCUCUUCGUGGGUGGAAACUUCCCAGGCCGCGAGCAGAGCGGGAGGGGGCGGCGGGGCGGCGGGGCGGCGGUUCCCCUAGCCUAGGCAGAGAACUGCGCGCGCGAGGCUCGGGGCGCACUGCGAGCGCGGCGGCCGCCGCCUCCUCCCCUCCCCGCCUCCGCUAGCGCUGCCUCCUCCCUCCGCCCGGCUCGGCCUCCCUAGCUCCCUCCCCUCGUGGCUGGCUCCGGCGGCAGCGGCGGGCGGGGAGGGCGUGCGCCGGUCGAGAGGUGUCGGCUGCGAGGCAAGGGAAGUUUCAAGUGGAAGGUCGUCCGCCGGCCGGCGCGUCCUCCCGCUCUCCUCCGGCAGCAUCAUGGCGGAGCCGAGCGGCUCGCCCGUGCACGUCCAGCUUCCCCAGCAGGCGGCCCCGGUGACAGCAACGGCAGCGGCCCCGGCGAUCGCAACAGCAGCGCCCGCCCCAACCCCGGCGGCCCCUGCGGCCCCAGCCCCGGCCCCGGCCCCAGCGGCACAGGCCGUGGGCUGGCCCAUCUGCAGGGACGCGUAUGAGCUGCAGGAGGUUAUCGGCAGUGGAGCUACUGCUGUGGUUCAGGCUGCCCUAUGCAAGCCCAGGCAAGAACGUGUAGCAAUAAAGCGGAUCAACUUGGAAAAAUGCCAGACCAGUAUGGAUGAACUAUUAAAAGAAAUUCAAGCCAUGAGUCAGUGCAGCCAUCCCAACGUAGUGACCUAUUACACCUCUUUUGUGGUAAAAGAUGAACUUUGGCUGGUCAUGAAAUUGCUAAGUGGAGGCUCAAUGUUGGACAUCAUCAAAUACAUUGUCAACCGAGGAGAGCACAAGAAUGGAGUUCUGGAAGAGGCAAUAAUAGCAACAAUUCUUAAAGAGGUUUUGGAAGGCUUAGACUAUCUACACAGAAAUGGUCAGAUUCAUAGGGAUUUGAAAGCUGGUAAUAUUCUUCUGGGUGAGGAUGGUUCGGUACAAAUAGCAGAUUUUGGGGUAAGUGCAUUCUUAGCAACAGGGGGUGAUGUUACAAGGAAUAAAGUAAGAAAAACAUUUGUUGGCACCCCAUGUUGGAUGGCACCUGAAGUCAUGGAACAGGUGAGAGGCUAUGACUUCAAGGCUGACAUGUGGAGUUUUGGAAUAACGGCCAUUGAAUUAGCAACAGGAGCAGCGCCUUAUCACAAAUACCCUCCCAUGAAAGUGUUAAUGUUGACUUUGCAAAAUGAUCCACCCACUUUAGAAACCGGAGUAGAAGAUAAAGAAAUGAUGAAAAAGUAUGGCAAGUCCUUUAGAAAAUUACUUUCACUGUGUCUUCAAAAAGAUCCUUCCAAAAGGCCCACAGCAGCAGAACUUUUAAAAUGCAAAUUCUUCCAGAAAGCCAAGAACAGAGAGUACCUGAUUGAGAAGCUGCUUACCAGAACGCCAGACAUAGCCCAAAGAGCCAAGAAGGUAAGACGAGUUCCAGGGUCAAGCGGUCACCUCCACAAAACCGAAGACGGGGACUGGGAGUGGAGUGACGACGAGAUGGAUGAGAAAAGUGAAGAGGGGAAAGCAGCAGCUUCUCAGGAAAAGUCACGAAGAGUAAAAGAAGAAAAUCCAGAGAUCUCGGUGAACACCAGCAGUAUCCCCGAGCAAAUACAGUCCCUCUCCGUGCACGACUCUCAGGGCCAACCCAACGCAAGUGAAGACUAUAGCGAAGCUUCUUGCGCUGUGAACCUCGUUUUAAGAUUGAGAAACUCCAGAAAGGAACUUAAUGAUAUACGAUUUGAGUUUACUCCAGGAAGAGAUACGGCAGAUGGUGUAUCUCAGGAGCUCUUCUCUGCUGGCCUGGUUGAUGGUCAUGAUGUAGUUAUAGUGGCUGCUAACUUACAGAAGAUCGUAGAUGAUCCCAAAGCUUUAAAAACAUUGACAUUUAAGUUGGCUUCUGGCUGUGAUGGGUCGGAGAUUCCUGAUGAAGUGAAGCUGAUUGGGUUUGCUCAACUGAGUGUGAGCUGAUGUAUGUCCCUUGCUGUCACCCUGAUCUGUUGUGGCCCCCCCCCACACCCACUUCCUGUCCACUUCCUCCCACCCCCUCACUCCCAGUCCCAGCAAAAUCAGAAGAUUGUGAAGAGGCUGGCUUCAAUGAAAUGGGAUAAAAAAUAAUUUUUUAAAACUUACAACACUCCGAGUUCUGCUUUAUUCUCUAGCAAUCCACUGUAUGAGAACAAGCAAAUGCUACAGCUGCCUGACUGUUGCUGAUUUUUCCAAAAGCUAUUUAAUAUUCUUAGCAUUCAAUUCGGAUAGCCCUUAAAUGAAAAGAAUCUGAAAUACACUCAGGUGGUCCUAUUUACUGGCAACAAAAGGAAUUUUCUAUCAAAAGCCUAUUUCUCCUUUCAUUGUUGUUAUUUCUGUUAUAACACUUCAAUUGUACAUCUGACAAUACUGCCUCUUUUAUGUUGUACUUAGAAAUUAAUAUACUUAUAAAAUUAAGAUUUAUUAGCCAAACUUGAAUUCUAGUUUUAAAACUGACUGUGAAUUUUAUUUUUCAUAUAUUUAUGCAUUACACACCUUAGCUAUAAGAAAAAAAAGUUUUUUGAUUAUAUGCUUCUUGCAGUUAAUCUCUUGUUAUUUAAACAAAAAGUUUCAGGUCUAUCUUUGGAGUAUUUAUAAAUUCUAAUUUUUGAAAUGACUGAAUUAGGAACUUGGAUGCUUAUUCUUUUGGCUUGUUUGCCUAAAAACCAAUCCACAAUCUGAUUGUCUCUUGGGAGAGGGAGGUGCCUUGCAUAAUUUCACAUGAAGAAUGUGCCUGAGGCUGCUUUCCUCUGGAAUAGUCUCAGAUCUAAAAUUUCCUCUACAUAAGGUGGCAUAUGUAAGAUCUGCUUAAUUGGAACAUUUAGAAUGCAUUAAAAAAAAUGUUGCCAUUCUGUUAGGUUGCUAACUGUAAACCCAUCUCUGAUUUGGCUCUCCUUAAGAGAUAGGAUUUGUUAUUCUAAAGGUGAUAAACUUGAAAAUAUCAGAAUCUGAGUUUUACUUGAAAUUCUGCAGAAUACCUAGAUGGAGUGAAAAUAAUAGAAAGGGUUUUGUGCAAUGACUAAAAGGUAAAAUGCUGUUAAGUUUCAAGAAUAAAUACUUUCAACCCAGGUAGCCUUCUGCUUGACUAUAUAUUCUGGAACUAGUACACCUUAGGAUUUUCACAAUUGGAGUCUAAACUUUCAGGGAGGUGGGCUCCCAGGAUGGCACCAUGGCUCUUUCCUAGCUAACCCUAGAUACGGCAGCUCUUUAAUGUACUUUCAAAAGCAAAUAUAUAUUACUAAGGACAAAAAGUUAUUUAUAAUUGCCUUGUCAUAAUUGUUAAGGUGUUCUAGAGCCAUUUGCAUACAAUUUAAUGUAAUUUCAUUCCAUUCUAUUGUUUACACAACGAUUACUCAAAGAUGACUGCAAAGGUAAAAGGAAAAUAAAAGUGUAUUGCACAAUGAAA